Messenger RNA from Pteropus alecto (black flying fox), 1387 nucleotides. It is a transcript of the gene FOXF1, whose product is annotated as forkhead box F1. The record is from RefSeq and is a predicted model, not a curated record. Gene Ontology annotation, cellular component: nucleus. NCBI's taxonomy places the organism in Eukaryota, Metazoa, Chordata, Mammalia, Chiroptera, Pteropodidae. The transcript is spliced from 2 exons. Bases 34 to 1095 code for a protein of 353 amino acids. Gene Ontology annotation, biological process: regulation of transcription by RNA polymerase II; animal organ morphogenesis. Gene Ontology annotation, molecular function: RNA polymerase II cis-regulatory region sequence-specific DNA binding; DNA-binding transcription factor activity, RNA polymerase II-specific.
GUUGGCGGCGGCGGCGGGGGAGGCGGCGCGGCCAUGGACCCCGCGUCCUCUGGCCCGUCCAAGGCCAAGAAGACGAACGCCGGCAUCCGGCGCCCCGAGAAGCCGCCCUACUCGUACAUCGCGCUCAUCGUCAUGGCCAUCCAGAGCUCGCCCACCAAGCGCCUGACGCUCAGCGAGAUCUACCAGUUCCUACAGAGCCGCUUCCCCUUCUUCCGCGGCUCCUACCAGGGCUGGAAGAACUCGGUGCGCCACAACCUCUCGCUCAACGAGUGCUUCAUCAAGCUGCCCAAGGGCCUCGGGCGGCCGGGCAAGGGCCACUACUGGACAAUCGACCCGGCCAGCGAGUUCAUGUUCGAGGAGGGCUCCUUUCGGCGGCGGCCGCGCGGCUUCCGAAGGAAAUGCCAGGCGCUCAAGCCCAUGUACAGCAUGAUGAACGGGCUGGGCUUCAACCAUCUCCCGGACACCUACGGCUUCCAGAGCUCCGCCGGCGGCCUCUCGUGCCCGCCCAACAGCCUAGCGCUCGAGGGCGGCCUGGGCAUGAUGAAUGGCCACUUGCCUGGCAACGUGGACGGCAUGGCUUUGCCCAGCCACUCGGUGCCCCACCUGCCCGCCAACGGCGGCCACUCGUACAUGGGCAGCUGCGGCAGCGCGGCGGCCGGCGAGUACCCGCACCACGACAGCUCGGUGCCCGCCUCCCCGCUGCUGCCCGCUGCGGGUGGGGUCAUGGAGCCGCAUGCCGUCUACUCGGGCUCCGCAGCCGCCUGGCCUCCCUCGGCCUCCGCUGCCCUCAACAGCGGCGCCUCCUACAUCAAGCAGCAGCCCCUGUCCCCUUGCAACCCCACGGCCAACCCCCUGUCGGGCAGCCUCUCCACGCACUCCCUGGACCAGCCCUAUCUGCACCAGAACAGUCACAACACCCCAGCUGAGCUGCAAGGCAUCCCGCGGUAUCACUCGCAGUCACCCAGCAUGUGUGACCGAAAGGAGUUUGUCUUCUCUUUCAACACCAUGGCGUCCUCGUCGAUGCACUCCGCCAGCAGCGGCUCCUACUACCACCAGCAGGUCACCUACCAAGACAUCAAGCCUUGCGUGAUGUGAGGCUGAAUCCCGAGGGGCCCUCUGGGCAUGGGCCGCCCCGGCACAGGGACCCGGGAACCCACUGCAAGAAACUGCUUUAUUCUCGAGGUAUAACCGUCGGCAGAAGACAAGGGUUUGACCCCUCUCCAAUCGGAUUAUUUGGAAAGGAAUCCCCAGGGCAAAGACUUGGCGCAGUGGUCGGCACCUCCUCCCCUUCUCCCUCGAAAAUUUAAAAAAAUGGUGGCAGUAGGGCCUGAUCUGACUGCAGCUGUUGGUAGAGAAAUAUCUAUUUUUGAUUCGAUUGAAACCAGCU